Nothoprocta perdicaria is the source of this 3354-nucleotide messenger RNA. RefSeq names its product ring finger protein 4 (gene RNF4). The record is from RefSeq and is a predicted model, not a curated record. The coding region runs from base 405 to 989 and encodes 194 amino acids. Gene Ontology annotation, biological process: positive regulation of transcription by RNA polymerase II. Lineage: Eukaryota; Metazoa; Chordata; Aves; Tinamiformes; Tinamidae. The transcript is spliced from 7 exons. Gene Ontology annotation, molecular function: zinc ion binding; transcription factor binding.
UUGGGACUCCUUAGUAUUUUUCUUGCUUACAGUUAAACUGGCUUAUUCUGUUGUCUACUUUAGGGAAUGGAAAAGGAGACUUCAGAUCUGUCCAUAGAUGUGUGAGUUUAAGCUGCCAACCAACCUCUGGGACUUCCCAUCUAGCUCUGGACAGGAACUAGUUCCUCAGGAGUAGGAAUCCAUAAGAGUGGGUGUAUUUAAGAGAACAAGAGUGGCAGAUAGGUAAUCUUCUCUCUUCUUUCCUUAUAGGUUUGGAAGAACAGCAUUCUAAGAUACAGAGAUCUGGACUUUUAAAGUGUACUGUCUAAAGAAAUAUAAGGAAUUGAAACUUAUUGCUUCCUUGCAGUUUAUUUUAUGGUAUUUGUGCCUCUUGUUCUUUCUGUAGUUUUAGAUCAAGAAACACCAUGAGUACAACUCAAAGAAAGCGCCGUGGAGGAGCAGUUAAUUCUAGGCAAGCUCAGAAGCGAAACAGGCUGUUAGCAUCUACCACAGAAAUGGCUUCAGAAGCAGAGCCAAUAGAACUUGAAGAAAGUGCUGGUGAAGAGGUAGUAGAUCUCACAUGUGAAUCUUCGGAUCCUGUAGUAGUUGAUCUAACUCACAGUGAUUCUGUUGUGAUUGUAGAAGAGAAUCAACGGCAAAGGAGAAAUCUCAGGCUAAGAAGCCAGCGGCAGUCGGACAGCUGUGUGCUGAGCAGUGACGAUGAAGAUGAGCCAAGAGAUAAUGACGUGUUCGUAACAAACAAAGUGUCUCGAGACCUGGGACCACUGGAGGAUGAAACUGCAAGUUCAAAGCCUUCAGGUACCGUUAGCUGUCCCAUUUGCAUGGAUGGCUACUCGGAGAUUGUGCAGAGCGGGCGGCUCAUUGUGUCAACCAAGUGCGGCCACGUCUUCUGCAGCCAGUGCCUCCGAGAUUCCCUUAGGAAUGCCAACUCCUGCCCCACCUGCAGGAAAAAACUCACUCACAGACAGUAUCAUCCAAUUUAUAUAUGAGUACUGCUAUUUCUCAGGACAGACUCAACUGGAAUUUUGGGGGAAAAAAGUCGUGUUUUCAGUACUCUGAAGAUUUAAGGAGCAACAGGUUGUACACGCAUCCAAAUGUAAUAAAACAGAUUUUUUUGAGAGUAACUUGUACAUAUAUAAACAGCUUUUUUUAUGGUCCAAGCUGCUUCUUGUUAUGUCACUGGUUAUGUUAAAUUCGACUGUCUGUAAACUAGACCAGCAGCCUAUAUCAGAAAUGAAGCAGCCAGUCCACUUCCUUCUACUUUUUUAAUGCUUGAAUAAGAGGGGUCUGAAUAUUUUGUUAUUUCUUACUCUUCAGAUUGCUCCCAUCAUCACACACAGAUAUGGAAUAUUUAUCUUUCAAACAGAUAACACCUUGCAGUUUCAUUGUACUUCCAUUUUUAUCGUGUCUCAUGCUCAUUCCAUAUUGCUUUUUGUUAAAUCAUCUUUGCCCACAUAGUAUAAGUUCUGUAGCAAUUGAAUAUUUAAUCAUCAAUCACUAUUGAACUGACAACCAGGGUAAUGCAAUAAAGUAACCUGCUGUUAACCAGCAGCUGGGGUUUUUUUAAGCAGAUGGCUUGAACAUGUCGAUGUCUAUGAACUCCAUGAGAUGUAAAGUGCAGAGCCAUAUCACAACAUGUACAAUGUGAAAAUAUUUCUUGGAAUAUUUUAACUGCUAAGAUUCUCUCAUUGGAAUUACAAUACUGAGUUUAUUGUCUAACAUGAUGAAAUGGUCUCUUGGGUUUACUGUUGUUCUGUAGCUCGCUCUCCUUAUAACUGAGGAGAAAAUAGUCUUCUCCAGGCUUGCUCGUGAUGAAUAAGCAGCAAAUUGUAUCCUUUGCUUUUGUCAGCUGAAUACCAAACUACAUAGCAGAUGAUUUUACCCUAUCAGGUGUACCCAGCGCAAUGCUUAAGGCUCCGUGUGUUCACUUGACUCUUUCCUUCAGUCACUCUACUGACACCUGACUGGUUUUAGCCUGGUGUAUAGGCUUAAUAAUUGCAUUACCAGAAAUUUUAAAAAAAUGAGGCUUUGAAUGAUAGUUUGAAUGAUAAUUUGGUAGUAAUGUUGACUUGGAAGCUUUUUGAAAGAGAAGUUUAAUCUCCCUUUGCCCCAGAAGUUAAAAUGUGUGUCUCUAAUUGGAAAAAAAAGUCAACUACAUAACUUGGGUGAGAAUUGGGCCGCUAAAACAAAGCAGGCUUAUGCACUGGUACCAGUUAACUAUUUUUUUCCCUCCAGGGCUGAAUUCUAAGUGUCUCUUCUAAACCUGUUGUGGCACAAAUCCCCAAGCUGAUGGGGAGACCCCAAUGGGCCAACACAAAACAGGAUUAUAAUAAUUAAAUGUAGGUGAGAUGAUUAAAACCAGUAUUUUAUGGUCCACAUAUGUAGUAGCAGCAUUUGUGGAAGUUGAAAUUCAGUCUGGAAAACAGUCCAAAAUUAAACUGCCACUUUUGCAAAUUGGUUGAAGAUGAAGGCCAUUAGAUAGUGUGCCUGUGCUCAGUGCAACACACCUGUGGGAUGCCUUUAGUUAACCUUGCUGAUAUCUGCUAUAUUGUGGCUGAAUUUGCCUAGGGUUUGGUAGGAAGCCUUUAAUGAAAAUUUUCUGAUUAGCUGUUUCAAACUCUCGACUGAUGAUUGAGCCCAGGUGUGAAUUUCAAUCUACAGGGGUGUUUCUGGGUGUAGUAGUGCAGGAAGGUCUCGUUCCUUAGAGGGCAGCCCAAGAAAUGCAGCAUUUCGCACCCAGCUCUGGGCAGCUUGGGCUUAGCCUUGUUACCACGGAAGGGCAGGCUCUGCAUGCGAGCCGUUCAAGACAGAAAUGUUCAGGAGCCCUGUGCUUCCCUUUGGCCGUGUAAGCUAGAGGCAAAUGAAGUCUUAAAAUUAGUCUUAAAAUAGGACUGUGACAAUGCAGGCUGUGAGUUGUGUCCCAAAAAGAUGAUAAAACUUAGUACUAAAGAUUGCUUAAACCAUGUGAAGAGAAGCAGCCAGAUGUAAAACUGCCUAGAUAUUUAAGGGCCACGGAAACAUGUUCUCCCACCAGCUGGGGGCUGAAAAAAAGAAAAAGGAAAAAAGCCCCCCAGCUUCUGGCCAGUUUUCCUGAGGAGGCUACGUACCAUAGGGAAGGUGAGAUUUAAGGGGUUACGUCUGGGGGGACCGUGGGGAACAUGUUCCUACAUCUCCGUGUACUAACUGUAGCCUCAAGUGACUUUGCACAAUUCCCUCCAUGUAAAUAUCACUUUAUAGUUUGGGUCUCAAUAAAUGUCUUAGAUAUCACAAACUAUAAAAUACUGAAGGAAAAAAAAAAUUUUAGGUUUGUGUACCCUGUGAAGUGCCACAAAUUUUGUGCAUCUCAAAACAAAU